Molecule: messenger RNA, 648 nt
Organism: Ogataea parapolymorpha DL-1
Lineage: Eukaryota; Fungi; Ascomycota; Pichiomycetes; Pichiales; Pichiaceae
Product: N-terminal acetyltransferase complex ARD1 subunit (Arrest-defective protein 1)
Exons: 1
Coding region: 1-648 (215 amino acids)
Biological process (GO): N-terminal peptidyl-glutamic acid acetylation
Cellular component (GO): NatA complex
Molecular function (GO): protein-N-terminal-glutamate acetyltransferase activity; protein N-terminal-serine acetyltransferase activity
Source: RefSeq, a predicted model, not a curated record
AUGGCCAUCACCAUCAGACAGGCCACCAUCGAGGACCUCGAAGGCAUGCAGAAUGCCAACCUCACUAAUUUGCCGGAGAACUACACAAUGAAAUACUAUCUGUACCACUUGCUCUCGUGGCCCCAGGCAUCGUUUGUGGCGACGACCACCGACCCCGAACUUGAUCACCAAGAUAGACCUUCAACGCACGAGACCAAGCGCGACAUGCAGUACGUUGCUCCAGGAGAGAAGAUCGUUGGCUAUGUGCUUGGAAAAAUGGAUGAUGACCCUGAAUCGGAAGAUAAAACCCCCCACGGGCAUGUAACUUCUCUCUCGGUGAUGCGCACGUAUAGGCGCAUGGGACUCGCAGAGAAGCUCAUGAGGCAAUGUUUAUACAGUCUUUGCGAGAACUAUGAUGCAAAAUAUGUCUCUUUGCACGUUAGAAAGAGUAAUAGGGCAGCAUUGCAUCUAUACAAAGAUACUCUCAAAUUUGAGGUGUUGAGUAUUGAGAAAUCAUAUUACCAGGACAAGGAAGAUGCGUACUAUAUGAAGAAAAAUCUGGUGUUGUCGGAGCUUGUGCCGAGCUCAUUCCAGGGAGGAGUCGAGGAUAACUUGGAGGAGGACUUAUUAGAAAGUAUACUAGAAGAAGGGGUCGGAAAACUAAACUAG